Molecule: messenger RNA, 2361 nt
Organism: Lachnellula hyalina
Lineage: Eukaryota; Fungi; Ascomycota; Leotiomycetes; Helotiales; Lachnaceae
Gene: hsp78
Product: Heat shock protein, mitochondrial
Exons: 4
Coding region: 1-2361 (786 amino acids)
Biological process (GO): cellular response to heat
Cellular component (GO): mitochondrial matrix; cytoplasm
Molecular function (GO): ATP hydrolysis activity; ATP binding
Source: RefSeq, a predicted model, not a curated record
AUGUUUCUAAGACAAGCCCAAAUACCUUCCCGGCGCAUAGCUGGAGUUACCAAUAGAACACUCCAAAGUCGGAAUGGACCACUUCUUGCCUCCUUUACGCUUCGCAAUAGCCUCAAUGCUGCAACACGACAUCUUGCCCCCAUUACCGCCGUUCGCACAUAUGCCAGUCGAGGACCACAUCCCCCGGGGGGAACCCAUCGAAUGGACAUGGGGGGUGGAGGGGAAGAAAAGUCGGCAUUGGAAGAAUAUGGAGUCGACUUGACUGCUCGGGCGAAGGAUGGAAAGCUUGAUCCUGUCAUUGGAAGAGAUGCAGAGAUUCAUAGGACGAUUCAAGUUCUGUCCCGGAGAACUAAAAAUAACCCUGUUUUGAUUGGGUCUGCUGGUACUGGGAAGACUGCUAUUUUAGAAGGUCUCGCGCAGCGAAUUGUUAGGGGCGACGUCCCGGAGAGCGUUAAAGACAAGAGAGUCAUUUCCCUCGAUCUUGGACAACUUAUCGCGGGAGCCAAGUUUCGCGGCGACUUCGAGGAGAGAUUAAAAAAGGUGCUGAAUGAGGUCCAAGAAGCCCACGGAGGGGUAAUCCUUUUCGUCGAUGAGUUACACACACUUCUAGGACUGGGCAAAUCGGAAGGCAGCAUUGAUGCUAGUAAUCUCUUAAAGCCUGCACUUUCUAGAGGCGAACUUCAGUGCUGUGGUGCUACUACCCUGAAUGAAUACAGGGCAAUCGAGAAGGAUGUCGCUUUGGCCCGAAGGUUUCAACCAAUCCAAGUCGACGAACCUACAAUCCAAGAUACCAUCAGUAUUCUGAGAGGUAUCAAGGAAAAGUACGAAGUACAUCAUGGUGUAAGAAUCACAGACCAAGCACUUGUUGCUGCCGCGACUUACAGCAAUCGAUACAUUACCGACAGAUUCCUACCUGACAAGGCCAUCGAUUUGAUGGACGAAGCGGCCAGUGCUCUAAGAUUACAACAAGAGAGCAAGCCAGAAGAUAUAAUGCGUCUAGAUCAGCGGAUAAUGACUAUUCAAAUUGAGCUUGAAAGCUUACGCAAAGAAACCGAUGUUCCAAGUCGGGAAAGGCGGGAAAAGCUACAAGCUGAUUUGAAGGCGUGUCAGGAUGAGGCGAAAACAUUGACCGAGAAAUGGGAGACGGAGCGGGCCAUCAUCGAACGCGUUAAAAAGACGAAGGAGGAUCUGGAAAAGGCUCGGAUUGAGCUAGAUCAGGCACAGCGCGAGAACAACUUUGGUCGUGCAGGAGAAUUGAGAUACUCAAUCAUUCCAGCAUUAGAAGAGAAGCUUCCCAAAGAAGGCGAAGCAACUGGAGAUGGGACGUUAAUCCACGAAAGUGUCUCGGCAGAUGACAUUGCAUCUGUUGUAUCACGAGUGACCGGCAUUCCCAUCACGAAGCUCACUUCCGGCCACGCUGAGAAGCUGAUCAACAUGGAAGAUACCCUCCGCGAGUCCGUUCGAGGUCAAGAUGAAGCUCUCAAAGCAGUUGCGAAUGCUGUCAGAAUGCAACGAGCUGGCUUAAAUGGAGAGCGACGACCUCUAGCUUCUUUCUUCUUCCUUGGACCUACUGGUGUUGGAAAGACGGAACUUUGCAAGAAAAUGGCGAACUUUCUAUUUUCAACCGAAUCUGCUGUUGUUCGAUUCGACAUGAGCGAGUUCCAAGAGAAGCACACAAUAUCUCGAUUGAUUGGCAGCCCGGCUGGGUAUGUUGGAUAUGACGACGCUGGUCAACUGACUGAAGCUGUAAGGCGUAAGCCAUACUGUGUACUAUUAUUCGAUGAGUUCGAGAAAGCCCACCGAGACAUCUCCGCCCUUCUCCUCCAAGUCCUAGACGAGGGCUUCCUGACCGACGCCCAAGGCCACAAAAUCGACUUCACCAACACAUUAAUCGUAUUCACAUCCAACCUAGGAGCCGAUAUCCUCGUUGGCAAUGAUCCACUCCAUCCAUACCACGAAGAAGCAAACGGAGACAUAGCACCCAAGGUUCGAAACGCCGUCAUGGACGUAGUUGCGCAAAACUAUGCCCCCGAGUUCCUCAACCGCAUCGACGAAUUCAUCGUCUUCAAGCGCCUCUCCACCGAUGCCCUUCGAGACAUCGUCGACAUCCGCCUCAAAGAACUACAAACCCGACUCGAUGACCGCCGCAUCGUCCUUGAAGUCGACGACAAAGUGCGCGAGUGGCUGGCUGAGCGCGGUUACGAUCCGAGAUUUGGAGCUAGGCCGCUUAAUAGGCUUAUUGCGAAGCAGAUUGGGAAUGGGUUGGCGGAUAAAAUUAUUAGGGGCGAGGUGAAGAGUGGCGAUCAUGCAGUUGUGAGUAUUAAUGAGGAGGGCGAUGGGCUGGAUGUUCUUGCUAAAUAG